GACUCGACGCCCGGCGUGCUCAAAGUCUGGUCCACCUUCGCCGCCGACUACGGGCUCACCAACGGCGCAGAGAUUGCCCACAAAUCCCACGGACGCCGCCUGUACGACACCCUCAAGGAGUGGUGUCGCAUCGACGAAGAGCACAAGCUCCAGGCAGAGAUCGUGCGCUUCGAGGACGAGGUCAUCGAGGGCGGCCCUGUCGUCCUCCCGGGCGCGCUCGACCUGAUCAAUCAAGCAAGUACCCCAGCGCGAUAUAUCACAUGCUCCAAACCCCCAGCAACAAACAUCUACACCCCGCGCGCCCUCGCGCGCUGCGCCGUCCCCCUCCCGCCCGCGGGCUUCGUCUCCUCCAACGACGUCGCCCGCGGCAAGCCGCACCCGGACCCCUACCUCGCCGGCGCGCGCAGGUGCGGCGUCGACCCUAGCAAAUGCCUGGUGGUAGAAGACGCGCCCUCGGGCAUCACCGCCGGGCGCGCCGCGGGCGCGAAAACCCUCGCGGUGUGCACGUCCCACACGAAGGCGGCGCUCCUCGAGUCGGGGUGCAGCCCCGACCACAUCGUCAAAGACUUGACACGCGUCAGCGCGAGGUGGGUCGACGGGACGGUCGAGGUCACCAUAGACGAGUCGGAAUAA
Molecule: messenger RNA, 633 nt
Organism: Gloeophyllum trabeum ATCC 11539
Lineage: Eukaryota; Fungi; Basidiomycota; Agaricomycetes; Gloeophyllales; Gloeophyllaceae
Exons: 5
Molecular function (GO): beta-phosphoglucomutase activity; sugar-phosphatase activity
Source: RefSeq, a predicted model, not a curated record